AGAGCAUCAGUUGAACGUUCAUCUUGUGAUAACAACAAUUGGAGCAGAACUGUUUUUGCGAAGGCGUUUGUGACAGUUUUCUAAUAUGUCUGGAAGAGGAAAAACAGGAGGAAAAGCGCGUACAAAGACCAAGACACGUAGUUCGCGAGCUGGCCUGCAGUUUCCUGUUGGUCGUAUUUAUCGGCUUUUGCGAAAGGGGAACUAUGCAGAGCGAAUUGGCGCUGGAGCUCCGGUGUAUUUGGCCUCUGUACUGGAAUAUCUUGUCGCUGAAGUGUUAGAAUUGGCCGGAAACGCAGCCCGCGACAACAAAAAGGCCCGUAUAAUGCCCCGUCAUUUGCAACUUGCUGUUCGCAACGACGAAGAGCUUAACAAACUCUUCGGUGGCGUGAUCAUCGCUCAGGGUGGUGUCUUGCCGAACAUACAGGCCGUACUUCUCCCCAAGAAGACCAGCCAGGGUGCUGUAGGGGCUGGGAAGGCGAAGUCUGUGGAUUCCCAGGAAUAUUAAAUUAUCACUUCUCUAAACCCAAAGGCCCUUUUAAGGGCCACA
This is a messenger RNA of Anguilla rostrata (American eel), 547 nucleotides long. Its product is annotated as histone H2A-like. The record is from RefSeq and is a predicted model, not a curated record. The coding region runs from base 86 to 505 and encodes 139 amino acids. Gene Ontology annotation, molecular function: DNA binding; protein heterodimerization activity; structural constituent of chromatin. The transcript has a single exon. Lineage: Eukaryota; Metazoa; Chordata; Actinopteri; Anguilliformes; Anguillidae. Gene Ontology annotation, biological process: heterochromatin formation. Gene Ontology annotation, cellular component: nucleosome; chromatin.